Striga hermonthica is the source of this 522-nucleotide messenger RNA. Lineage: Eukaryota; Viridiplantae; Streptophyta; Magnoliopsida; Lamiales; Orobanchaceae. The record is from the annotation of a GenBank genome assembly.
AUGGCAGGAAAACUGUCGAGCGUAGCACCUCAAAUCAUGGGCGGCAACGCCCUCGUUUCUCGGUCCGUCGCCGCCUCUCUGCGUCAGCGAUCCGGCUUGGGCCUCCCCGUCGGAAGACAUAUCGUACCCGACAAACCAGUAUUUCCGGUGAAUGAUGAACUUGCGUGGGAUAACGGGGAUCCAUUUCCUGAACCUUGUAUUGAUCGGAUUGCUGAUACUGUCGGAAAGUAUGAAGCAUUAGCAUGGCUGUGUGGAGGAUUGGGAUUUUUCGCGUCUCUUGGGCCAUUGGCUGUGUGGAAUGACGAGGCUUCUAAAAUACCAUUUACACCAAAAGUCUACCCGGACGACAACUUAAGAGUGAAUUCUUGGUGGAGAGCCGCAGAGUCCCCAGGUGUCUCAGACCCACAUUAUCAGAAGCAUAUAUUUGCCGGGAGAUUGAGAUUUGUGAGAGAGAUACUGUUACAAAUCGCGAAAAUGCACGGCGUGGACAACUGCAAGUGUGCAAAUGACUGUACCCUUUAA